Molecule: messenger RNA, 1737 nt
Organism: Cyanidioschyzon merolae strain 10D
Lineage: Eukaryota; Rhodophyta; Bangiophyceae; Cyanidiales; Cyanidiaceae
Exons: 1
Coding region: 1-1737 (578 amino acids)
Cellular component (GO): cytoplasm
Source: RefSeq, a predicted model, not a curated record
AUGGUAGAGAAAAACUCUGUUGUAGUACAGCUGGGAGAAGCUGCAAGCUACUGCGGGUCACACUUUUGGAACCUCUUAUAUUACAAUAGCACUCUGGUCUCGAGUGGUGGGGUUUCUCACGAAUGUCUCUCGUCUGUCGAGGAAAGGUUUUGGGCAGCGCGUCGGGAGUUUUUCUGGGAGCCAGAUGAAGGACCUACUGCUGGCCAAGUCGUGCCGAGACUUGUUGCACUGGAUCACUGUUCACUUGAUUGCAGUGAAGCUCCUAUCAGCAGGGCACUCGAACCGCACGAAGAUCCAAUUUCGAAGACGUUAUGGAAGGGUCCGACUGAACGCCUCUCUUCCAGCCAACAUGACAGAAGGCAUGCUUUUCAGGUUGAUCGACAGGCCGGAACGGUGAAAUCACCGGACGCGUAUAAUUUCGAGGAAAGUGUACGGCACUGGACAGACUUCCAAGCGUUCCCCCUGAGUAGUCGGUCAAAAAUUCGAACUCAGACUCUGCUGCACGAUCUGGAGUCUACAAAGGCAUCCUCGACCACGUUUGCUGAAACCAGAAUUCCCGAUAUCGCAGACACACCAUUAUCGAACCAGUUUGUUCGCGACCUAGAGUUAUUUCAAAGGGGCUACGAUGCCGUGCAAAGCAAAAAACAAUCCGAAGAGCUCCUGGAUGCAGUACGUUAUUUCGCGGAAACCUGUGAUUCUCUCACGGGAUUUGACAUCCAUGGGUCCCUGGAGCACGCAGGGAAUGGUGGUGUAUUAUCAGGGCUCGUUGAAGAACUUUCGGAUCUUUUCGGCACGAAAAAGAAUUUUUUUAUCUUUUCCAUUGAUCCGAAGCUGGAUGUCAAUGUGGGGCAAAUUGGAGAGGCGCUACUUGUUAGCAGCUUGUACACGUCGAGUGCUUCGGGGGAAAAUGAUCACAUCGCAUACUUGCCUGUUCGUGCGAGGAAUCUGCGGAAUACGCAACGCGAACGGCUGUGGACGCUAGAUGCACGGGGCCUGUCUUUCGAGGAUCUUACUUGUAAUUCGUUUGGCUGGACUGCGAGUGUUGCCACCGCGCUAGCUGUGAAUAGAAUAUUGGACGCCCAUCCGCUGGAGCAUAGGCUUCGAGUCGCAAUGAGCGGUAACCUUUUGGGCCUUCGCCAUCGUUGCAUAUUCGAUUUGCGGGCCGGAUUUUCACCAUUUUCGCUGUUUAGGAACUCUGCCGGGAGCAAUGACGUACCGACGCAGAACUUCGAUCUUUGCAAUCUAUCCACGGCAGGCUGGCUCCGGCAAUUCGUCGAUAAGGGAUGGUGUAUGCGACUGAAACAACGGCUGCCUGGCUUCGUCAAGCAUCCUAUUGCGAAUGAUGAGUCUACCUUACCAGAGGCUCUCAGCAACUUUUGCCGUGCCUUGGACACCGCCUCCAUAGAUGAGCUUUUGAAUCAAAAAAGCAGUUUUACUUCUGAAUCAAAGACGGUCCUAAUGCUACCGCAUCCAUUUCCACGCGAAAUUCGACGGUAUGCAGCUCACGGUGAGAGACACGAUGAUCAAGGGAAAAGUUUCGUGCAUUUUCUGCAUUGCAGGACGAGGCUGGAACAGUCUCGCAGCACCGGAGCCGAUAUCCAUUCUUGGGCAUUGCAACUCUGGUGUCGUGCUUGCCUGCCGAAUCUGCCGCACGAUCCUUGGUCGCGGCAAGAAUUGGCGACAGCAGCUGAAAGACUUUUGUGUCUUGCUGAAGCUUAUCACCCGUCCGCAAAUUAG